AUUCGAUACGGAAGCCGGAUUAAACAAUAAUUAACCGGGGAUUGCUCUGAAUCGGGGAGGAAAUGGAAAUUCAAUGGGAGCUUGGACAUGGCGAAACGUGUAGUCUAUAGCUGAAACCCCCUCUUUCCAAUCUGCACUUUCCUCUCAACAAUUUUCACUCAUACCAAACGCCAAACUUCCUUCUCUAAAUCAAAUUGCCCGUGGCGGCCUACUCCUUCGCACUUUUCUUUCCUCCACGCCAUCGCUGACGUCCUUUUCGAUUGUAACAGAUAGCAAAUCAUCGUCUGGUUCCGGCUUCUUUUUGUGGUUAAGUUAUGGUUGCCUUUUCAUUAGAUUGUUCUUCCCUCCUCUCUUUUAUAUCCGUAUAUUCAAAUUUCAAACUAUUUUUAGAUGAAUCAGGAUCUGUAGAUUUGUUACCGCGGAAAUUUUGAAAUUACAAUUUGUUAAAGCUCUCUCUUCUUGCCUAAACUAGAUGAUGAUUGAGUAGUCGUUGGUGUUUUCUCGUAUGGAAUUUGUGUAUUCGUCAGAUCCUGCUCAUAGACCAUGUUUGAUGGAUUAAAGGCAGCUUCUAUUUCUUUGUUAGAGAGAAUUCGUCCUCAUAAGUUCAUAUCCACACGCCACAGCUAGCACAAAUCUUCUGCAACAGUUUGUGUCUUCUUCUUACAAUUUUAGCUGCCUUAACUUGCAAUUGUAGUGGUCUGAUUACACGCAUUUUCUUCUUAGCCUGUUGGAAUACAAGCAUGGAUUUGCAGGCCAAUUCUCAAUCCGAGUCUGGAAAACUGGAGCAAAUUGUUCUACAGUUCUUUUUAAAGACAUUGCACAUUAUUCUGGAUUCGAGAAUUCCUUCUCUACACUCACACGAUCGUUUUGUUGAUCUGCCAUCUGUUCCACGGGUUAGGAAGAGUGAUAAAUGGUUCAAUUUGGUAUUAGGAGACCGCCCUGCAGCUUUCGAAAACUUGAAUUUCUGGCAUAGAAAUAUAAUGGAUCCAAUGGUCAUAGACAUUAUACUUGUUAGUCACGGAUCUUCUUCUGUAGAUAAUUUGUAUAGUCCAUAUACAAGGGGUGCAUCCCUUGAGACUGUAAUAGAGAGGUGGGUUAUUCAAUACGAAUCUCCACAGUUUAAGUCUCCUCAAACAAAUGAAAGUUCUACCUAUUACAAGAAGACUUAUAAGAAGUCUAUCAUUCUCUUAAGAUCUCUUUAUUCCCAAAUGAGGCUUCUUCCUGCGCAUCGGAUCUUUCGACAGCUAAGUUCAUCCACUCAAUCCUAUAAUUUUGACCUUAUUUACAAGGUGUCUUCAUUUAGUGAUCCAUUCUCUAGGUCCGAGGAGGAGAUGAUGAAAGAGUACUGUUUUGUACCAGUUGAGGCCCUUCCAGGCCGUCUUUGUGUCUCUGUGACUUACCGUAAGAGACUAUCAGAUUUCAACCUUGAGCCAUCAACUUCUUUACCACCAAAGAUCAUAGCUGACUAUGUUGGUAGUCCCUCUACUGACCCAAUGAGGUCUUUUCCCGCUUCAGAGAAGGGUGUUCGUGCCACAUCCUUUCCGUUAAGAGGUGUAUGUCCUCCAUCCAUUGCUCCAUCUGAGCGGCCACACAGCUGGACUAGUGGCUUUCACAGACCAGCUCCUUUUACAAGGCAUCAGUCCCUUGGUGGAUCUCCACCUGCAUACCACAUAUCAUCCAUAUCAUAUGAUUCUCAGUCCCCUCCAGCUGACACCAAUAGUCACAAAUAUGGAAAUUUCAGACCACCUGCUCAGCAAAAGGCUGGUCUUCAUGAUGAAUAUCAGCUUUCACCUCCAUUCUCCCCAUCUGCCUCCCCCUCAACCCCAACACAUUUCUUAGGUAGCCAUCACAUGCAAACUCGUUUACACUCAGGCACUGCUCCUGUAACUAUUCCGUCCCAAAUGACACACAAAGGCUCUAGAUAUCUCUCUCCUAACUUCUCUGAUCCGAGUAAAAAUUCUCUUCCUCCUUUGUCUCCCAGAAGUGCAAGGAAUGAUUCUUCAUCGCAGGAGUCUCCAUCUGGAAUCCGAUCAUAUAGAAAAGCAGAGAUUCCAAAGUCUGGAGAGUUAUAUUCGGGUGUAAUAAAUCACUAUUCUGGACAGAAGGUGGUCAGAGAUAGCAAAGAUGAUUCAGGCCGGUUCUCAGGAUUGUUAUCUUCAAGCAGUUCACCACGUGUCGGAUUUUCUAGAAGCUCUAGUAAAUUAUCCUUUCAGGAUGACCUAGAUGAUUGUGAUUUCUCAUGCCCUUUUGAUGUUGAUGAUGUUGAGACUCCUGAUUCUGGGGUCAGUCAAACCCAUGGCCAGACAAAAACAUCCGAUUUCACUGCACAGUCUCUUCCAACAUGUAGAAAAUCGCAAGAUGCUGCUGUUGGCAUUCUUGUCCAGAUGCUCCGAACUGCCCCUCCUCUCCGCCAAGACCCAAGUUAUUACGAAUCUGACUCCAUGAGGACUGAAGUGGAAGGAGGAGGCAUUGGUACGGCUUCCGCCUUCCUCAUACCUAGAAGAACAGCAGAUGCACUGGAAGAGCUCAGGAGUUACAGGGAGAUGAAAGAACUUCUACUCUCCAAGAGUGGAACUUUGAUGACCAGUAAAGAAAAAGCUUAGUUAAAUUCUGCUGGGUUAAUCUUCUGCCAAAAGAAAAAAAAAAAAAAAAAAAAAGAUGCAGUGUUGCGUUUUUCAUUAAUAUAUUCUGUACAUAACGUGAAGUAUGAUUAAUGUGAUUAACAUUUCAUCGAAUUUGAUUAAAGGGUGGUAAGUACGGGGUUCGUCAAA
This is a messenger RNA of Carica papaya (papaya), 2771 nucleotides long. RefSeq names its product Autophagy-related protein 13 (gene ATG13). Gene Ontology annotation, biological process: autophagosome assembly; protein localization to phagophore assembly site; piecemeal microautophagy of the nucleus. NCBI's taxonomy places the organism in Eukaryota, Viridiplantae, Streptophyta, Magnoliopsida, Brassicales, Caricaceae. The record is from RefSeq and is a predicted model, not a curated record. Gene Ontology annotation, cellular component: phagophore assembly site; Atg1/ULK1 kinase complex; cytosol.